ACUAACCAGCGAUUUCCACCAGCUAAACUUGACUAGCUGUGACACUAACCAGCGGUUUAUUAGCCGGGGAGGCGUUAAACAGCGAGCUCUGGAGGUGAAAGAAACCAGGAGGUCGGUGAUGGCGCUGGUGGAAAUAUUCGCUCUCUUGUUUUUUCUCAGCCGGUUCGCUAGCCCAGCAUGUCAGAGUGGAACAUAGUGUGUCUGGGUUUGUGGGCAGCCAGAUGGCCUUACGCUGCCAGUUUGUAGACCCGGGCAAGACUGUGACGGUCACACAGGUGGCGUGGGUUAAGGACCCAGCAGGUACCAAGAUCAACCUGGCCGUCCACAACCCCGACCUGGGAACAACCUACCCGUCAGUGCCCGAGAUCGGGGACCGUUUCCGUUUCCGUGCUCCCAGCCUGACAGACGCAACUUUAAUCAUCGACCCACUGCAGAUGAGAGACGAUGGCAUCUACAGCUGCGAGUUUGCCACCUUCCCUGAGGGUAACCAAGAGGGCACAACCAACCUCACCAUACUGGCCCGCCCGACUAACACAGGCACGGCACUGCUGGUUCGAGCUGGGGCUGCAGAGGUGGCUGUCGCCAGCUGCCAGUCAUCGGGGGGAAAGCCUCCGUCCGUCAUCACCUGGCGAGGCGCCGUGAUGCACAACACAUCGUCCGAGACGGUGUUGGAAUCGGACGGGACUUCCACCGUCACCGGCAAAUUCCUCGCUGUUCCCACCGGCCACAUGGAUGGAGAGGAGGUGGAGUGUAUCAUCACGCAGCAGACACUCGAGAUGCCACUGGCCAUCCCCAUCGCUCUCAGCAUUCAGUACCCGCCCAUUGUGACCAUCGAGGGCUAUGAUGGUGACUGGUUCCUCAACCGUGAGCACGCCUCCAUCACCUGCAAUGUGAAAGCCAAUCCCACCGCAGAUACAUACAACUGGAAAAUGAAUGGCGGAGAGAUGCCCUCCUCCAUCAGAGUGGUCGGGCACCAACUGACCGUGGACAGUGUGAGCUACAAAGUCAACGGGACAUUCACCUGUGAGGCCAGCAACUCGCUGGGAACAUCGAGUGGCAGUGUGGACAUUGUCGUCAGAGAGCACAAGCUGAGUGAGAGCAGUAACGCAGGGGCCAUUGCAGGAGGUGUAAUCGGAGGGAUACUAGCCCUUCUGCUGGUCGUCUGCCUGGUCGGUUUCAUUCUACACCGCAGGCGGGCUGCCGGCCAGGCCUCGGGGUCCUACUCCCCCAAGACCCGGGUGUUUGGGGCACGCAACGGGGACCCGGGACCCCGUCCCGACUUCACCUACCGGCCCGACUCGGACUCAGAGCGGGGCCCCAGCUUGGCCCCCACCACCACCGUGACCAACACAUACAACAACACAGUGGCCACCCCCCUCCGCGGGGCCGAGGAGGACUCUCCGGACAGUCCGCCCCCUCUCCCCUGGCGGGACGAGGGAAUGAUGGACGAGGAAGGGGGAAUGUUCCUCGCCGAGAAACCAACGGACAUGCCCACAGAAGACGAUAUGGAAUCCCAGAGGGAUGGGUCCAUCAUCUCCAAGAAGCCGGUCUACGUUUGAGAUCUUCCUCCCAUCUCCCUCGCCUUUCUCCCCCCUCCGUCUGGAAGUGAGGGAUCUCCCUCGCCAACCCCUCCUCAUGAGGUUGUCCCCAAGGAUCAAAGACUUCUUUGUGUUGGAGUGAAAUGUCAAAGAUGUUGACUUGGAUUUCUUCGCAUUGGAGCCAAAUGUCAAAGAUGUUGACUUGAACUUUUUGUUAGUCUACCUUCUUCUGGAGUCUACCUGUUUGCAUUGGACUUCACUCACGGACAACAGGUGCAGGAGUACAGGCCAUUCGGCCCCUUCGAGCCAGCACCAUUCGCCAUUCAAUGUGAUCAUGGCUGAUCAUCUACUACCUAUCUCUGCCUUAAAAAUAUCCACUGACUUGUGGCCUCCACUGGCAUCUGUGGCAGGAUCUCUGGAGAGAAGGAAUGGGCGACGUUUCGGGUCGAGACCUGGCUAAGCCCAGAGAGUUGUGUGAAUCUGUGGGAUUCUCUGCCACAGAGGGCAGUGGAGGCCAAGUCACUGGAUGUUUUCAAGAGAGAGUUAGAUUUCACUGUUAGGGCUAACGGAAUCAAGGGAUAUGGGGAGAAGGCAGGAACGGGGUACUGAUUUUGGAUGAUCAGCUAUUGAAAC
This is a messenger RNA of Leucoraja erinaceus (little skate), 2171 nucleotides long. Its product is annotated as nectin-1-like. Bases 222 to 1559 code for a protein of 445 amino acids. The record is from RefSeq and is a predicted model, not a curated record. The transcript has 6 exons. NCBI's taxonomy places the organism in Eukaryota, Metazoa, Chordata, Chondrichthyes, Rajiformes, Rajidae.